AUGCUCGAUGCCCUGGAGCUCGGUAUGGUCCUCGCGGACGCGAUCAACAGCGGGACGAGCGUGGAGGGGCAGGAGGCUGCCGUAGCGGCAUGGGAGAAGAGAACGAACGCCGCAAACCUCGUUGCGGGCAUUGUCGAGCCAACCGUCCCGGUUACCGGGAUGGUAGAGUACAUGGCGAACCCCGAGCUGAGGCGGAAGGCUUGA
Molecule: messenger RNA, 204 nt
Organism: Dichomitus squalens LYAD-421 SS1
Lineage: Eukaryota; Fungi; Basidiomycota; Agaricomycetes; Polyporales; Polyporaceae
Exons: 2
Coding region: 1-204 (67 amino acids)
Source: RefSeq, a predicted model, not a curated record